AUGCAUAUUAAAUUGAUGAUUAAUAAUGCCGAAGACGAAAAUCUAAUCGAUGUUUCAUUAGAUUCCUCGUCAACGAUUUCAUCAUGGUUGAUCGAUUAUUAUUUCACAAAAUUUUACUUCACUCAAGUGAAAAGUUCAAAGAAAUCUGUGCAACCCAACAAUAUAAUUGGUCUACAUGACAUGUUUGUUAUUUAUCAAAUAAUUCAAUCGAAAUCAUCAUCGAACGAAUUUUUUGAAUUAUGUAAAAACAAAUUAGCUGAAAUAGAAAAUGACGCACUAUUAGAUAGUUAUAAUAAUCAUUUAAAUCGAUGUGGUUUAAAAGAUAUUAUUGAUUUAUUGCAUCAAUGUAAAUUAAAAUCCUUGAUCAAAGAAAUCACUUUCACUAUUAAUAAUGUUAAAAAUGAAAUCGAUCGAUUAAUUUUAAGUUAUUUAUUAGAAGUAGCAUCUGAACGACUUAUUUAUGAUGACAAUGUUCAAUUAUCAACUUCGAAAACCAUUGAAAAUAUACUUGCAUUAUUUGAUAAUGAGAAAAAGCACGUUGAACAAACAAUUAGUAAAAAUUUCAUUAAGCAUACUAUAUGUACAUAUCUCGCACUUUUGCUGGAUACACGUAAUGAGCAUGCACUUAUUCAUUGUCUUGCUACGCCUGCACGUGCUGGAAUCGAACGACGAACAAUAGUUGAAUUACGACGUUUAUCAAAAUUAUCGAAAAAUGAAUGUUUGACCAUUUAUCAGAUACUUCUUUCAUUUCUUAGACGUAAAGAAUUGACUUUAAACCGAUCAUCACAACAAGAUUCAUUGAAUAACGAAGAUGAAUCAUUUAUGAUACUUGAUAAAUGUUAUGUUGGUGUAAAAGAAUUUUUUGAUUUUAUUGAACAUAUACAAAUGACAAUCGAAGAAAACGAACAUGCGAAGAUUGAAUCGAUUGUAACAUUUCGUAAAAUAAUGACAAUGAUAUCUAAACAAUUACGUAAAGAUAGUUCAUUUAGUCGAUGUGAUGUAAUUCUAAAGGAUGUUAUUGAAGAAUUCUGUCAAUGUUUUCAAACAACACUUCCACUUAUGGAUUGUACAUCACCAAUUCGAUCUGCAUCAUCUGGUGGUACAUUAGCUGGUCGUCGUUUUCUUCGUUCUAUUGCAUAUUUAUGUGCUAAGCAAACAAUUCAUUUACCAAUAAUUCUAUCAAAUAAUGAUCAUUAUGAUAGCCCAUCGACAGGAUUACGAAAAGCAACAUCUUGUCGUCUUUUACAAAGUCCAAUAACACCGUUGCCACUUAUUAUCGAGUUCGUUCCGGAAGCACCUAUUGAAGAAAAGUCAGUUGAGAUUGCUGUUGAAUCUGUAUUUAUGUGGCAAAAAUCAACAAAAGAAAAAGAUGAUAAUAAAACAGAAGUGAAUUCAUCGUCAUCAUCUUUCGUAUCAGCAUCAUCGAAAAAUAAACACUAUCGACGACGUAAAUCGCAACGAUGUCUGAAUCUAUCAACAAUUCGAGAGAAAAGUUUUGAUUCAGAUUCAGUUGUAGAUCAUUUCAUAGAUUCAAAUGAUAAAAUUUCAUCACAAACAUGCUCAUCGGGUUCAACUCGUCAACCCUUAGGAGAAAUUGAUAUAAACUCAUUUAAUAGUGAUGAACGUUCAGCAACUGAAAACGAAAAUAGUAGUGCAAGUCAACAUCCAAUACUAUUUUCGUUGGUUAGUGGCAGUGACAAAGAAAAUUUACCAGUGACUGUUGCAAAGCGAACAAUGAAAGCAACGAAUACGGAACAACCACAUAAGAAACAAAAGAAAACGAAUAACAAACCUCUUGUAGUUGGUCAAAAAAUGAUUACAAGUUUUUUUCGUUCGAAUUAA
Rotaria socialis is the source of this 1842-nucleotide messenger RNA. The record is from the annotation of a GenBank genome assembly. Lineage: Eukaryota; Metazoa; Rotifera; Eurotatoria; Philodinida; Philodinidae.